AUGUAUUCGCAAAUCAACACUAUAUUCAGUCAGGUUCAGUUCAACCACAUUUACGUGGAGGGCAGUAUACUCCUUGUACUUCUAUGGAUAUUAUUUAAAAAAACGACAAGUUCUUCAAAUGCAAAAAAGGUUGAACCAUCAGAAAACCCGGACAUGGAACAAAAGAUAAAAUUGUGGACUCCAAAACCUUUGGUAAAUAAAACUUCCCCAUCUGCGUUGCCAAUGGAAAACUAUAUCAUUGAUGGCAAGACUGAACAUUAUAUCACAAUUAAUGGCCGGUCGUGUAUAAAUUUCGCCACCCACAAUUAUUUUAAUUUUAUCAGCAGUAAGUGUAUUGAAAACAAUGUAGUGGAUGCGGUGAAUAAAUAUGGCAUUGGUUCUUGCGGACCCAGGGCAUUUUACGGCACAUUUGAUAUACACAUUGAAUUAGAAGAGAAAAUCGCUAAAUUUAUGGAAAUGGAAGAAGCCGUUAUAUACUCUUAUGGGUUUUCUACGGUGACCAGCGCCAUCCAAGCAUACAUUAAGUCUAGAGACAUUGUAUACGUGGACGAAGAAGUGAACUUCGCCAUACAAAAGGGUCUGCAAUCUUCUAAAGCGGAACUGGUGUACUUCAAACACAACUGCCCAGAAGACUUGGAACGGUUGAUCUUAGAGAAAAAUGCAACAAAGAGAAGAAGAAACAGAAGAGCGUUCCUAAUUGUCGAAGGAAUUUAUAUGAAUACCGGAAAUAUUUGCAACUUGCCAAAAUUGAUUGACAUUCGAAUAAAACAUAAGAUCCGCAUAUUCAUUGACGAAACCAUAUCAUUCGGCAUUCUUGGUGAAAAAGGUCGAGGAAUUACUGAACACUUUAAUAUACCGAAAGACGAAGUUGACCUGAUCAUUGGAAGUCUAGAGACAGCCUUGUCCUAUUGUUUUUCGCAUCGUUACCCUCCACUACUAUCAUCAGCGGCCAUUAAAGCUUUGGACGAGAUUGAAAAACAUCCAGAAAUGUUGGCAAAACUGCGAGAAAGGAGCACAAGUCUACAUAAAAGUCUUCGUAAUAGUCAAUUGAUCGAACACUUUACACUUGGUUCUGAUGAAUCAAGUCCACUAAAACAUUUGUAUCUAAUAGAUAAUUCUCUAUUACACUCUGAACAACAGCAAAUAUUGAAAAAAGUUGUUGAUUAUAAAGACGAAGUUGACCUGAUCAUUGGAAGUCUAGAGACAGCCUUGUCGUCAGUUGGUGGUUUUUGCGUAGGCUCAACAUUUGUGGUCGAACAUCAGAGGCUGUCUGGUCUUGGCUAUUGUUUUUCUGCAUCGUUACCUCCACUACUAUCAGCAGCUGCCAUUAAAGCUUUGGACGAGAUUGAAAAACAUCCAGAAAUGUUGGCAAAACUGCGAGAAAGGAGCACAAGUCUACAUAAAAGUCUUCGUAAUAGUCAAUUGAUCGAACACUUUACACUUGGUUCUGAUGAAUCAAGUCCACUAAAACAUUUGUAUCUAAUAGAUAAUUCUCUAUUACACUCUGAACAACAGCAAAUAUUGAAAAAAGUUGUUGAUUAUUGUAUAUCAAAAGGAGUAGCGAUAACGACGGCUGCGUAUUUGAGUGAUCGUGAAUACAAGACUCCCACUCCCAGCAUCAGACUUCUCACAAGUAUUAAAAUAACAGAUGAAGAAAUCGACUCCCUCAUAGAUACACUGUUGCAAGCGGUCACUGCUUCAAACAUUUAA
Macrosiphum euphorbiae (potato aphid) is the source of this 1710-nucleotide messenger RNA. Lineage: Eukaryota; Metazoa; Arthropoda; Insecta; Hemiptera; Aphididae. The record is from the annotation of a GenBank genome assembly.